AUGGCGGACAACACACCAUCGCCGGCCCCCGCCAGCGCAUCUGGUAGCGGCACAACCGCAUCCACCACCACCUCCUCCUCCUCCGCCGUCCCAAUAUCACCCGUAUCCACCUCUCAGAGUGGCUAUCGACCGCAAUCACGCUUCAGCUUCCCCGCCGCAGCCCAACCCGAAAUCGUUCGAGCCUAUCAAAAAGACACUUACUACAAAGACCUCUUCACAUCUCAAGUCUCCGAUGUGGUCCGCUCUCUCUUUGGAACCCGCGUCCAGCAUUCCCACCUAUCCUCGAUCUCUCUUGUUGGUGCUUUGGGGUAUUACCUCCUCUCCACAUCCUCCAUCCCUGGCAUGGGGGAUGGUAGAGGAGGACAAACUCUCGGAGAAGAAUACGUCAAUUGCAUCCCACAAGACACUCGCUCUGGCCGUAUAGUCACUCCUUCCAAACGACUAGCUUGGAUCUUACUCCACGUAUUAGGCCCAUACUCUUUGACCAAACUCUACGCAGCAUUACGGCGAUAUGCGGUAAACACAAAAGAACGGCUAGACCAACAAGAAGCACGUGCUAAAGCCCGGGCUAGAGCUCUCGAUAAACCGUACCACCCCGCAAACCCCUUACAGCGCAGAGUGGUGGAGAGGUUAGCUGGAUUAAUGCCACCACUGGAGACAUUGCAAAGUCAAGAUGGUUGGUUAGCAUAUCUUUCAGCAGCUCAUCUGAUGUUGUUCUAUCUAGGAGGCAAGUUUUAUAGUCUUGCACAGAGGUUGACGGGAACAAGGUACAUUUCGACCAUUCCGAAAAGACAGGGGUAUCAACCACCGAGUUAUGAGGUUUUGGGUGUACUGUUGGGGAUUCAGUUAUCAGUUAAACUGUUGAUGGAGGUGAGGAGUUACAGGAGGUCUCGUAAACAACAAAGCCCAAGCUCACAGGAGGGAUCGAAGAAACAAACAUCAUCAGGCAGUAGUGCGGGAGCGAUGGAUCCAAGUACAACAGUAGUCAUUGACAAAAAUGUUUUCUCGCAUGUUUCACAACCACCAAAACGCCUCCGUUCCGCAGCAGAAGAAAGUAAAGGAAUAGUCGAACUACUCUACGCCCAUCUCCCCGACGACGACGAAGAAGGAAGCGGGGAGAAGGAAGAAGUGGUGGUAGCAAGGAUGAACACAACAGCAGCAACUUCCAACGCAACCAACACACUCCAAUGUACCCUAUGCAUGGAUCAACGAACUCCUCACAAAGGAACCUCUGCAGUAACCGAAUGCGGUCAUUGUUUCGAUUGGAACUGUAUCACAAGUUGGAUAGCAGAAAAACCUGAAUGUCCUUUAUGCAGACAACCGUUACAAUUGCAUAAAAUCCUCCCCAUCUACAACUUCUAG
Molecule: messenger RNA, 1362 nt
Organism: Ustilago hordei
Lineage: Eukaryota; Fungi; Basidiomycota; Ustilaginomycetes; Ustilaginales; Ustilaginaceae
Exons: 1
Coding region: 1-1362 (453 amino acids)
Biological process (GO): protein import into peroxisome matrix
Cellular component (GO): peroxisomal membrane
Molecular function (GO): zinc ion binding
Source: RefSeq, a predicted model, not a curated record